GUCUUGUAGCCCACUGGGAGCUGUGAUGAACAGGAAGCUCCAGGGACAGAGAAUGGGGUCAGCGGGGGUACCACGUUCUCCUCCUCCAAAGCGCUUCAUUUCCUUCUUGCUGGCAGAGCCUAAGCUUUCAUCCUCUGUCCCCCAUCGAUUAAAGGCCCCGCCUGCAGCCCUCGAAUUAAAACUCAGGCUGGAACCUGAGAGGAGGGCUCUCAGAAGCACAGAGAAACGGGCCGCCCUUGAAACAGACUUGCUUAUGGAGAGACACAGGGGGCAGGGGGCAGCAGCUCCGGCUGCCCUCAGCUCUCUUCAGGAAGAAGGCCCUGGCCCAGUGUCUUCAAAAGUCACUGGAGCACAGCUGCGGGGGAGGGGGGGGAGGAAGGGGGGGCAGGGGGAGGGGAGAAGAAAGGGCAACCUCUGGCCAGACCCAGCCCCUCUGGCCGUCCCCGCUCUUCUGGCUGGGACCGAGCAAGGGGGCCACCCAGGCUGUGGCCGCCACCGAGCUGGCAGGAAGUGUGCGGAGCAGGUCCCGAAGCGUGCGCGUGCUGACUUGGCGGCCUGGAGACGGCCGUCCUCUUCCCCCGCCCCAGGGGCCCGGCGGAGGCCCCCAACCCACCCAGCCCUCCCCAGUCACCAAUGCCGGCAAAACAGCAGAAGCUUCUUAAACUCUAGAUGCAGGUUACACGGAAGGCCUCACGGGUUAACUCAGGGGUUCACUAAUUCUACUGUCUCCAUGCAGUCGGGGAAAUGGGGGGGCGACCGGCCCAGCCUGGCAGGCUGCAGCGCCGUACAUGCGUGUGUCCGCGGGUGUACGUGCGAGCGUACGUGUCUCUACAAGGACCCCCCUCCCCGCCUGCUUUCCCCUUGCCUCAGCCUGAGCCGGGAUUGCUCGGCCGUGUUGAAUCUUCCCUCCCGCGAGGCUGGCCCAAGGGGGCUGCCUGAGGUGACCCCGACUGAGAGCAAAGGGCCCUUGCUGCCAAGAAGUCCCACCCCCCCUCCCCUGUUUGUAGGAUGAGUGUGGAGACCCCACCC
Molecule: messenger RNA, 1029 nt
Organism: Zalophus californianus (California sea lion)
Lineage: Eukaryota; Metazoa; Chordata; Mammalia; Carnivora; Otariidae
Exons: 1
Coding region: 26-1012 (328 amino acids)
Source: RefSeq, a predicted model, not a curated record